Molecule: messenger RNA, 2538 nt
Organism: Pseudophryne corroboree (corroboree frog)
Lineage: Eukaryota; Metazoa; Chordata; Amphibia; Anura; Myobatrachidae
Gene: RNF125
Product: ring finger protein 125
Exons: 6
Coding region: 296-970 (224 amino acids)
Biological process (GO): ubiquitin-dependent protein catabolic process; protein polyubiquitination
Cellular component (GO): VCP-NPL4-UFD1 AAA ATPase complex
Molecular function (GO): ubiquitin protein ligase activity
Source: RefSeq, a predicted model, not a curated record
ACAAGCACUUGUAUGAGCAGCAGAAGGAGGGGGUGCUCAGUCAGGAUCCAGCAGCAGCUCUGUCUGACCCCAGUCUCAUAUUACUGCUGCUCAUCAUCCUGCUGUUGUAGUUCCCUGCACUCCUGGCACUGCUUCUUCCCCACACAAUAGCAGCCCCUUCCUCCUAUUGGUGAGCGCUGAGCACACACGGUAGCAGUGUGGCAGCAACAGUGGCCCGCACACACAGAGGGGCUCCCUGCGCCGGACACUCUGCCCCAGCUCCUGCACUCUCCCCGAACUCCUGCACUCUCCGGAGAUGGGAUCUAUACUGAGCAGCGAUGGGAGCAGAGACCACAAGUCUCACGCAACUGAAGACCCAAACCCGAGCUAUGACUGUGCGGUGUGCCUGGAGGUCCUGAACCGGCCGACGAGGACUCGUUGCGGGCAUGUGUUUUGUCACACUUGUAUAAAAGCUAGCCUGAGGAAUAAUGCGUAUGCAUGUCCUUACUGCCGGACCCACCUAUCAUCUGAAGGAACACUUGCUGUGGACAUUGUAAAGAAGAUGAAAACUGUGUUUCAAAAUUGUGAAGAGUGUGAGAAAAAGGUAUGCCUAAGUGAAAUGAGAUCACACUUAAACAUGUGCCAGCAAUACAUUACAAAAUACGGCCCUCUAGAAGAGAUGGGGAAAAUACCAUGCAGAGCGGAGAGAUAUGCCUGUCCCUUCUGUCCAGUGGAACUAGAGGAAGAUGAUUUUGUACAGCAUUGCUUCAUCUACCACAGUGCAGAGAACAGACUGGUGGUGUGUCCAAUUUGUCACAUGAUGCCAGGAGGAGAUUCCAGUUAUACAUCAAGUUUCCUUAAGCAUCUUCAUGCCAGGCACUCAAUAUACUAUGAAAACUACAUAGACAUAAACAUAGUGGAGGAGGCUCUUAUUGAAAGAGUUCUAGAUCUGUCAUUGAUACACUACAUGAGACAUUCAGACAGAUCCUAAACACCAACAAGACGGACAAGUUAAACAAGAUUGUGUUCAGAGUUGCUGAUAUAUUUUGUGCGUUCACAAAAGAAGACAUUUAUUCUUUACACAUGUGAUUAAGAGAUACCACAAAGAGACUAGUGGCUGCACUGUUACACUAUAAUCAGGCACUUCUGAUUUGUGAUCAGAAUAUUACUUGAUCUUUUAUUAAUGUUAAACCUCUGGUAACUGGUUGCUGCUCUGCAGCAGAUACAGGCAAACUGUCGCUGUCCAGCUGUUGUGGAACUACAAGUCUCUGGCAGUGCAUGCUUGGACAUGUAGUUCCACAGAAGCUGCAGAGGCACCAUUUCCUUAAUUUUACAGAUUUUACUUAAAUGUUUCUAUCACUAACAAAUAGCAAAUCACCCAAGUGGCCUGUUAGUUGCUCAGUCCCCAGAUCAUAGUGGAUGAGCUACUGAUUCAUCACUCUGUAGUCCGUACAACGCAAGUGGCGCAGUCAGGAAAAGGAGCAGACUGGAGAUGGAUAUACAGUAAGGAAAAGGAGCCGACUGGAGAUGGAUAUACAGUAAGGAAAAGGAGCUGACUGGAGAUUGUUAUACAGUAACAAAAAGGAGCUGACUGGAGAUUGAUAUACUGUAACGAAAAAGAGCUGACUGGAGAUGGAUGUACAGUAAGGAAAAGGAGCUGACUGGAAAUGAGAGGCAGUUUUAUUAAGCCUGGUGAAGUGAUAAAGUGGAAGGUGAUGACGCACCAACCAGUCAGCUCCUAACCGUAAUUUUUCAAACCCAGCCUGUAACAUGAAAGUUAGCAGCUGAUUGGCUGGUGCUUUAUCACCUUCCACUUUAUCACUUCACCAGGCUUAAUUAGUAUGCCCCUCAGUGUAACAGUAAACUGACUGAAAGUUGAUAAGGAAAUAACUAUUGCUGUGAGGUUGGGGUGCAGAAGAGAAAAAGGGGACGGGGCUGAGCAGAGGCUACAUCAAUAAUAGUGUCUUUUUACACCAUUUAAAUUUUAUAGUUUAUACCUCAUAUCAAUUGCCACUUGUUUCAUGAAGACAAGAAUCUAAUAACUUUCAUUGUACUUAGGGAAUAGUUUGUAUUAAACACUCGCCGCCAGGACCGUGUAAGGUGUCGGAAGGGAGGUCUUUUUAGUAUGGAGUAGGGCGAUAGAAGAAAGAUGGGAGGACACCCUUUGCAUUGUGGAAGCUAACUCAGGACUUCAUAUGUGAACCAAGCCGACCAUGUUCCGUUGGACUUGUUAGAAUAGUCAUGUAAAGGGUAUCUAAACCCUUAUUGAUGACUGCAGAGGUAAAUCAGCACUUUACCAGUCAGCUGUCAUUAGACAUUUGGCACCAUUAGACAUUUAAUAUGUGUUGAAUAAGUCUCUCAGUAUGCCAAGGUGAUUGCACAUGGGAGUAGGGUGUAAGAAAGGCAGGUUGUUGAAUAUUCUUAUUCCCAUAACUGGAUGGAUAAGAUUAGGAACUCCACGCCAAAAUCUAUCCUAAGAUAGUUACACCUAGUAUGAGACCACAACCUUCAGCCAUUACUGGACAAUGGGGCAGAUGUAUUAUCCAGAAGGCAUAAGGA